This is a messenger RNA of Polistes canadensis, 3948 nucleotides long. RefSeq names its product regulating synaptic membrane exocytosis protein 2 (gene Fife). The record is from RefSeq and is a predicted model, not a curated record. Gene Ontology annotation, cellular component: cytoskeleton of presynaptic active zone; presynaptic membrane. Gene Ontology annotation, molecular function: small GTPase binding; transmembrane transporter binding. Bases 285 to 3740 code for a protein of 1151 amino acids. The transcript has 22 exons. Lineage: Eukaryota; Metazoa; Arthropoda; Insecta; Hymenoptera; Vespidae. Gene Ontology annotation, biological process: positive regulation of synaptic transmission; regulation of synaptic plasticity; regulation of membrane potential.
UCAUUCUGUUCUUUCUCUCCUCUUUAUUUUCUUUUCCUUUUCCCUUUCUCUGUCCCUGUUCCUCUGCACCUGUCUCCGCCACCCCCUCCCCACCUAUUUUUCUAUUCACUGUAAAAAGAGCUUGAAAAGGGCUCGAAAGGAUCGACGACAUCGAUUGAGAGACUCAACAGGAACGUAAAAAAGUUAGAAGCCUUUAUCUUCGUUACACUACCACUACUACUACUACUACCAUCACCACUACUACUACUUUCUUCGACAGUAUUGAAAGUGAACAAGCCGUCAAGAUGUUGCCUGCUAACGUGAUGUCCUUCAUGAAAAAGAUGGUGACGACGCAAUCGGAAUCUGGGACGACCGGUGCCGUUACACCAGAAGAAAGUGGAACCACAUUCAGUAAAUUGCGACAACUGGGUAGCGGAUUAAUGAUGGUAACCGGAAACGUCACAAAAUUGGCUCCAGCUAAAGUCACCCCAGUCGAAGAAAUCCAACCAAAGGAAGACGCCAUCGAAGCGAUUAUAAAAAAACCAGAUGGGGGAAGUAAAAUAAGCAGCGGGGAAGAAUGUCGAGUUUGCCGGAAAUCAUUUGGACCGGAAGAAAGCUCGAGGACUUGCUGCGAGUGUCAACACAAAGUUUGCGAGGAUUGUGCCUCAUACUCGACGACAACGAAUUCAAACGAUCAGUCAUCUUGGAGAUGCAGCGUUUGUCGUCGAAAAAUUGCCUCGAGGGACCAGCCAAUUUUAACGCAAGAUUCAACAGAUUCUCUUCUCGAAGUACCGAACAUUGAAGCAUUGCAAAGAAGACAUAGCGAAGCAAGACUUGGUAGCAAAAGUGGUAGCCAAAUUGGUGGUAUUGGAAGUGGCUUGGCACCACCAAGAAGUCCAGAAUUGCGAAGACACUCUGACGUUUCAACAUUGAAGGAACUCGAAAAGUUUCGAAAGGUUGCAGGGGAUCACCGAGACGACCUCAAAUGGGAUAGAGAAUUCGGUCGUAAGAGUAAAUCAAGAGGUGGAUCACCGGACCGUCAUCAGUCAGAUAGAGGAAGAACAACGAGUCCUCAGAGAGUUAUCAAAAGUUCUCAGCCUCCAGUCGAGCCGGAAAUGGUGGGUACAGGUGACAUGGACGAGGAAGAGGAACGAAGACGACGAGCCAAUCGUCGUGACGGUAGCUCAGGUCGUCGUAAAUCUCGCGUGACAAGACAGAGAUCUUACGACGACGAGAUCAAAACAGCUGGGACGGUUAGCGGAAGUACGAAUCAGACUCCACAUCCGGAUACGGGUCUUGGUCUUCCGGUUCAACUACCAAGACGUGCUUCUGCUUACGACGUUUACACGCCACCCGGAAGUGCUGGCCUAAACGCGGCCGCCAUUGCUUCGGCACAACAAAGGACCUCCAUUUCGGCUCAAGGUGCUCGAGAACCAGAAGACAGACCAAUCACGCGUAGAGCAUCAUUUCGCGGAGUUAAAUCAAUAUUACCGUACGAUGUUGGUGGUGAAGAAGAAAAGAUCAUCAACAUGGAUACAACAACGGUUCCUGUAGUACCACCGACUGUAACUCAACCGCCUGUUUUGAUACCUGACGAGGAAAGACGUUCCAGGCGAAGGGGAUCACAAUUACCAGACAUAAACGCGAUAAGAGCACUAACAUCGGCUCCAGGAUCAGGCAAAGCUGCGCAACCAGUUGUCGUCAGCAGAGUCACCGCAGAGGAACGUGACUUACCUAGACAAGGUAGUCUUGUUGAUGGGGAGGGUAUUAAGAUUGUUAUUCAUGACGUCGACAGUGAUGUUGUUCCACGAGUUAACAAAGUGAAACUAAGGAGAGAUCCGGUCUUGGACAAAGGACACAGAAUUACAGCACGCGGUUUUGGCAUGAGAGUUGUUGGUGGAAAAACAGGAACUGACGGUAGAAGUUUCGCAUAUAUCGUUUGGACCGUUCCCAAUGGCCCAGCUGAAAAAGCCGGACUAACGCAAGGCGAUAAGGUUUUAGAAUGGUCAGGUGUUUCUUUGAUCAACAAAAAUUUCGAGGAAGUAUCACAAAUCAUUGACCAAACCGAGGAUGUCGCUGAGCUUCUCGUUGAACAUUCAAGUGACAAUUUAAGUGAUUUAUUGGACGAUGCUGGAAUGAUAUCGUCCGGAAAAUCAUCCGGCAUGAACCUUCUAAUGGAAACCGAAACGGACAAAACACCGUCCUCGCCGACGCGCAGGAAAUUGCCAAAAACGCCGGAACAAAUCUUAAAAGAGAGACAAGUGACCGGACGUGUCCAGAUUCAAGUGUCCUACGAAAACGAAAGGAAAGAAUUGAUCGUCUCAGUAUUCACGGCUGAUGAAUUAUGUGCCAGAGAAGAUACUGGUUAUGGAACGUUACCUGAAGCGUAUGCCAAGUUGAUCCUAACUCCAGCUUGGUACGUUCAGCAUCAGCCACGCGGAGAUCAAAUCACAUUAAAAACAAUGGUGGCUGAACCAACCCAAAACCCUAUUUGGAAUGCCACCCUAUUGUUUCCUGGAGUGGACGGUGAAAGUCUGAUGAAUAGAGCGAUCGAAGUAUCUCUUUGGGAUUAUUGUCCCGAGGGUGAUAACGUCUUUCUCGGUGAAUGUACGGUGGAAUUACCAAAGGCUUUGGAAAAUGAUCGAGCUGUUUGGUAUCGUUUGGAGGAUCCCCGAGGUCUUCGUUCUGGUAAAUCGCCAUAUUGCUCGCCACGUGGCUCCUUGUCAAUGGAAGUUGCACAAAGAUUCCUGAGAAAGACCGAAUUACGUGAGAGAAGUUACAGCGACGACACACAAAGCGACAGCGGAAGUCCCGAACUUGGUUUCUUACAUCCCGAUCACGCCUGGCACGUCAAUUCGAGACGUGGCUCCAGCCAAUCGGAACAACUCGAGGUCGAGCCCUAUGAACUUAAUAGGGAUUACAGUAGAUCUUUACCAGGAAGUCGUCGAAGUAGUUUCCAAAGUCAAUGUGGAACUGAUAGCAAACGUGGAAGUAUGGGAGAAGCAGACAUGCCUAUCGUCGUUCAUUACAAUCGUGAUCGACGACGAAGUUCUUGCACAAGGCCUAUGAGAGAUCCCGAAGAAAUAUUAGAAGGUCUGCGUACUUUGAAAGCUGCAAAGGGUGAACUAAGCAGAACGAUGAGUCUUACAGGAGAUAAAAGACGCGGAAGCCGUGAGUAUAAACGACGGGGUGAGCGCAAAGGGAGCGUUAUGGAUAUACCCGAAAGAUUCUUGGAUCAAAAUAACGAAUUGGAUGAGGAGGAUAGAUGGAGUUAUGCAAGAGCUGAGAAUGGUUUCGACAGGACACUAGGAAGAGGUCAAAUUCUACCGAAAGGAAUCAAAAUGAUCAAUAGUCCACAAAACGGCGAGGUGCAGCUAGGUUUUUGUUUCAGCAAGAAUACUCUCGAGGUUGAAGUUAUCUGUGCUAGGGACAUUUGCCCUAAGGAAAAGGAUGAACCCGAUACCUACGUGAAAACAUAUUUACGGGACGGUGAAAGAUGGCUGCAGAAAAGGAAAACAAGAGUGAUUCGGCACACGCGUAAUCCUCAAUAUCGGCAGACCUUGAAAUACAGCAUCUGCGAUGCACUCGAUAGAAAUCUUCUAAUAAUGUUGUGGGAAAAAAAACAAGGAUUCGAGAGUAAUCAAGGCUUGGGUGGCGCCGAAGUGAACCUUAAGCUAUUGCCAUUAACACAAUUGACCGUAGAUUGGUAUACUCUCUUCCCGAUCCAUACUUUAGGCACACAAACGACUGACUCGCCAUGAUGGUUAAGGGAAAAAUGGGCUCUCGAAGCUGGCGAACUCGACCUCAGGCUUAGUCUUUUACUCAAGGAUGAGGGAGAAUCCGUCGUUAAGAUCAUCUCUUGAUGGAAAUUCUGGAUAAUCGAAUCGUUCGUACGAAUUUUAAAUAUUUUUAUUUAUCUUCUUUGUUUCCUUUUUAUUUUUUUGUUUUUUUUUUUUCUUCAAAAAAAAA